Molecule: messenger RNA, 804 nt
Organism: Myotis davidii
Lineage: Eukaryota; Metazoa; Chordata; Mammalia; Chiroptera; Vespertilionidae
Gene: PDAP1
Product: PDGFA associated protein 1
Exons: 6
Coding region: 94-780 (228 amino acids)
Cellular component (GO): cytosol
Molecular function (GO): RNA binding
Source: RefSeq, a predicted model, not a curated record
AGAGUGAGGGCGCUGUUGCCCGGCAGCACGCAGACGAGCCUGAACUCAGGCGGCGCGCGGGACAGUCCAGCUCCCCGCAGCUGAUUCCCUGCGAUGCCCAGUUCUCUAGGAGACGGCGGCGGCGGCAGCGCGCGGAGGGGACAGUGCUGGGCGGAAGGAGUCGAGCCCGAGGCACUUCCGGUUCCGGUGUCAGGGGGAGGCGCCGCCGCCGCCGCAGCUGCCAGAGCCGCGAUGCCUAAAGGAGGGAGAAAAGGAGGCCACAAAGGCCGGGCACGGCAAUACACAAGCCCCGAGGAGAUUGACGCACAGCUCCAAGCUGAAAAGCAGAAGGCCAGGGAAGAAGAGGAACAAGGAGAAGAAGAUGGAGAUGGGGCUGCAGGUGACCCCAAAAAGGAGAAGAAAUCACUAGACUCAGAUGAGAGUGAGGAUGAAGAAGAUGAUUAUCAGCAAAAGCGCAAAGGUGUGGAAGGCCUUAUCGACAUCGAGAACCCCAACCGAGUGGCACAGACAACCAAAAAAGUCACACAACUGGACUUGGAUGGGCCCAAGGAGCUUUCAAGGAGAGAACGAGAAGAAAUUGAGAAGCAGAAAGCAAAAGAACGUUACAUGAAAAUGCAUUUAGCUGGGAAAACAGAGCAAGCCAAAGCAGACCUUGCCCGGCUGGCAAUUAUCCGAAAACAGCGGGAAGAAGCUGCCAAGAAGAAAGAAGAAGAAAAGAAAGCAAAAGAUGAUGCAACUUUGUCAGGAAAACGAAUGCAGUCGCUCUCCCUGAAUAAGUAACAAGGCCUGAGAGAGGAGAUACCA